Messenger RNA from Scutellospora calospora, 921 nucleotides. The record is from the annotation of a GenBank genome assembly. NCBI's taxonomy places the organism in Eukaryota, Fungi, Glomeromycota, Glomeromycetes, Diversisporales, Gigasporaceae.
AUGACAGAAAAUUAUAAACAAAUUUACGAAACUAAAGGAGAUUAUGACGUGAUUAUUUAUGCUGGUGAAGAGCCUAAUACUGAAGAAACCCAUGCUCAUUCUUUUGUUCUUCGUAAUAAAUCCGCUUAUUUUCGUGGAGCUUUUACUUCUGGUUGGGCAGUAAAAGAUCAAAAUUGUGGUUGCUUUACCUUUAAAAAGCCUAAUAUUUCAUCAUCAAUUUUUGAAAUUAUUCUUAAAUAUUUAUAUUGUGGUGAUGUAGAAAUUAAAAAUCUAAGAGGAGAAAUGAUCUUAGAGCUUUUAGUCGCCUCAGAUGAACUUGGUCUUACAACACUUAUUGACCAUGUUCAACAAUAUUUUGUCGAAAAUCAAAAAAACUUUUUACAAAAAGAUCCUGUAGGCAUGCUUCAUAUUGCUACUCUUCAUGAAGCUUUUAACAAGAUCGAAGAGUUUUCUUUGGAAUUUAUUUGUGAAAAUCCUGAGAUUUUGUUUGAUUCAAACAAGUAUCUUUCAUUAGAAGAAAAUAUAUUAAUAAUGAUUCUUAAGAAUGAUGGACUUGGUAUGGAUGAAAUUGAAAUCUGGGAACGAGUAGUAAAAUGGGGAAUUUUUCAGACUAAGGGACUUAAAGAUGAUGUUACUAAAUUCAACCAGUAUGACUUUGAAUUAUUGGAGAAAACAUUACAAAGAUGUAUUCAAUAUAUUAGAUUUCAUGAUAUAAGUAUGGUCGAUUUUCACCAAAAAGUAUUACCGUAUAUGCCUAUCCUACCAAAAAACCUAUACGACGACAUUUUACGCUGCUAUAUGAUUCCGGACGCAGUACCUCUUUAUAAUGUAUUUCCCUCCAGUCAUCCAAACAUACUAGGUUAUGGAGUAAAUCAGAUAAAAAUUGAAGAUUAUGAAGUGUUUCAAGUUAUUAAAAAAUGA